Messenger RNA from Teleopsis dalmanni, 1752 nucleotides. RefSeq lists its product as uncharacterized. NCBI's taxonomy places the organism in Eukaryota, Metazoa, Arthropoda, Insecta, Diptera, Diopsidae. The transcript has a single exon. The coding region runs from base 1 to 1752 and encodes 583 amino acids. The record is from RefSeq and is a predicted model, not a curated record.
AUGUUAUUAUCUCUAUUAUUCUUGCCAUUGGUAUUAGGGAAUUCAGUGAAUGUAACACGUUUCGACAAUAAUUUAGGAAUAUACUUUGAAUCCAUUGGCUUGAUGAAAGUAGCAACGGCAGAAUGGAAAAUGAUUGUUUACUAUGAUCUUCAUCCAUAUUGGACCGAAAUAGACUCCUUCAAAAACGGGACUAAAACUAUCAAACGUUUAUGUUCAGAAUUGCAAGCACAUACAGCAUGUACUUCUCUCUAUACUCAUUUUAAACAUGUAAGAGAUGAAUUGUUGCAAGACCAAACAUUAUUAUAUAAAAGCCGGAACAAGCGAGCUGCAAUUAACAUAGUAGGAAAUAUUGCACACACCUUAUUCGGAGUGCUUGAUUCAGACUACGCUGAGAGCAUGUCUGACACAAUAAACCAACUUAACAGUAGAGAUGAUUAUGCAAUGCAGUUAAUUCAUAAUCAAACAUCUAUUAUAGAUUCCACAAUAAAUAUAAUCAAACGAGAUGAAGUUACCAUGCAGUCCCGAAUGAAUCAUUUGCAAAAGCAGGUUGAUGAGUUUCUGAAUAGAAUUGGAACUACAACAGAACAAAUACAUGUCACUCAAUUACUACUUUCAUUAUCUGCAGAACUCACAUUAAUGGUAUCCAAUCUUCAACACAUCCAGUCGGAGAUAAUUGAUGUGCUUACAGACACACAUCAUGGGAAAAUCAGUCCACUGCUAUUAACUCCUGAUCAAUUAACAAAGGAGAUUAACAGAAUCAAAGGCCACUUACCAUCAUCGCGUACACUACCGUUCACAGAAGACAAUUUGACCGAUUUUUACAAGCUAAUGAAAGUAAAGUCAACAAUUAAAAAUCAGCAUGUAUUAUUUUUAAUACAACUACCACUGCUAGACAAGCAGCAAUUUGAAUUGUUCAAGACAACACCGAUACCGGUUGUAAUAAACAAAACCAUGAUAAUUAUCAAAACUGAAGUGGAGUACUUGGCAACCAACACUGUUCGAGAUCAGUACAUUCCAUUUGAUGACCAUGAGUUACGGGAAUGUUUUUUAACCAAGGAUAAUAUAUACCUUUGCGCUAAUAAACAAACAAGACUAGGUAUAGCAUCAUCGGUACGUUCAUGUGAAAUUAAUCUAUUUAAUGGUAAUCAGUCAACAACAUGCAAUAUAAUAAAACUUCAAGGAAAUAUUGCAUUGAAACAACUACACAACCCGAACCAGUGGCUAUACGCAACAAAACUUGAAACAUUGAUGUCAGCUAGUUGUGAGACCUACUUGAGUCAGUUCUCACUGAAAGGAUCCGGAAUGCUUACAUUUGAACCUACGUGCAUCAUUAAAAACGCAGAAAUAACCAUACAUGGCCACUAUUUUAUAUCCAGCAUUGUAUCCACGUCAUUUCCACGAUUUGGAAAUUUAUCAACAGUUGUACACAUUAAUGAGAUGCAGAAAAUCUUCAAUACAACACCAAAUGAUGUAAAAACACAACUCAAAGAACUCACAGAAUUGCAAGGCCGGCUAACUAAGGAAAACUUGACAUAUCUUCCCUCUAGAGUGCGAUUAAACAGUAUUCAUCAUCAUACGAUAAGUUAUUUGGCGUUGUUAAUUUCUAUAACAAUAAUCAUAAUCAUUACUUGGAAAACCAAACACAACAGAUGUCAGAAACACACAAUAAGCGAAAUUUCAACACGAGGAAAUGAUAUGCAAAAUGCAGAAUUACGUCAACAAAAUUUGGACUUCACUGUGACCACAACCUAG